AUGUUUAAAUUAUUAGUGACGUGUCUUAUGAUAACAACUAUUGUCGCGGGUGUACCUAAACCCGAUGACAUUAAUUCCCGUGUUUUUGAUAAGGAACUAAGUGACCAAGAACAUUUCAUAAAAUCCCACCACAACCCAGCAUAUGACCACGAAGCAUUUCUUGGCGAAGAAGCAAAAACUUUCGACCAAUUGACUCCUGAAGAAAGCUCCCGGCGUCUUGGAUUGAUUGUCCAUAAGAUCGAUAAGGACAAUGACGGAUUCGUGACCCAGGAAGAGCUGAAAGACUGGAUCCGUUACACCCAGCAACGCUAUAUCCGGGACGACGUUGAGCGUCAAUGGCAGUCUUACAGCACAGAUGAGACAGAAGACAAGAUUCCCUGGGAAACUUACAAGAAAAUGGUCUAUGGUUUCAUGGAGGAGAAAGACUACGACCCAAAAGUUCACGAUGGCGACGACAAUUACUCUUACGCGGUGAUGUUGAAGCGCGACCGUCGAAGGUGGACUGUCGCAGAUCAAGAUGGCGACGAUGCGCUAACCAAAGAGGAGUUCACUGGUUUCUUGCAUCCUGAGGAACGUGAACACAUGAAAGACGUUGUCGUUCUUGAGACACUUGAGGACAUUGAUAAGGAUGGAGAUGGAAAGAUUUCGUUAAUUGAAUACAUAGGUAAGUUUUCUUCUUUACAAAAGUAA
Cotesia congregata is the source of this 690-nucleotide messenger RNA. The record is from the annotation of a GenBank genome assembly. Lineage: Eukaryota; Metazoa; Arthropoda; Insecta; Hymenoptera; Braconidae.